CGCCAUUGUUCCCACAAACCGCAGAAGAAAAUCAAGAUGGUUGAUGGCCGAAGAGGCGAAAACAAAAUAUAAGAUUUUUUCUGGAAAUUUCGAUAUAGGUUGAGCUGCUGCAUGAGGUUUCACCGUUUAAAACGUGUGUUUUGAUAGGAAAGUAGAACAGAUGACCUCCUGAGUAACAUAUGUUGUUUUUUGUUAUUUUGCAGAGUAACUAGCUCGUCUAUUUUUUCGGUGCUGUCCGUUUGAAGGUUCAGUUGCCAGCGGUUCUUAUUUUUUUGGAUUGGAAGGGAAAGCUCACUGAAUUUACCCUCUUUUUUCUUUUUAGUUAAUAUUAAACUUGUGUUCUUGUAACGUGAGAACAUUAAGUAUUUUGUAUGCUCGUCAGGGGCCGGUUGGUAAGCUAGCUUAGCUUGAGUGAGGUUAGUUAGUUUGAACGUCCCUGACUGACCGAGCAGGUGACUUGAAGAGCGAAGGCUCCCGCUGUCAAUGCUAAAAGGACUUUUUUCUUAAGAAAAAGGAAAAAGAAACGCUCCAGUCGACAUGGAGUCCAAGCACGGUAGCAGCAAAAACCAGCCGAGCAGCAGCGGCAGCGACUCCAGCGGAGGGCCCGGGUCGCCCGCCAGCCCCGGAGCUCCCACCGGCGGCAACGCGUUCGCCAACGACGGCAGCUUCAUGGAGCUGUUCAAGAAGAAGAUGGAGGAGGAGCGGAGGAAAAGGGAGCUGCAGGAGGAAGGGAAGAGCGAAAAGAACAGUGCGGACGCAGGACAGUCGUCUCAGGGAAAGAAGACGCUUAGCGUGACCAGCUUUGUGGGCAAGCGGAGAGGCGGCGCCAAGUUGGCCCUCAAGACUGGCGUGGUUGCCAAGAAGCAGAAACUGGACUCGGAGGCUGAGGCAGGUAAAGGAGAUGCCUGGUCAAAGUACAUGGCAGAGGUGAAAAAGUACAAAGCUCACCAGUGCGGAGACGACGACAAAACCAGACCGCUGGUCAAAUAGACUCUACUGAGCAGCAUCCCACAGGAGCAGCCGCCGGACCCUCUCAAGACUGCCAGGCCAUUUGAACAUGCAGCCGAUGAAAAGUCACACGGUGUACUUUGUGAUUUGGUCAAGGGUUAUUGUUUUUUGUUUUUUUCCCCUUCCUUUUUGUUUUUCCUCAAACGUUUUGAUCCUAGGUUUCUAAUUUUAGCGUGUAUGCAGUCUGUGCCAGCUGCAGUUACGUACGGUGAUUCAGAUGCCUUUUAAAAGUGUAAUUUGAGCAUUAUUAUCAACAUUAGUAAGAUCAUUUGUGGUGUUUGUUGUAUUUGCACUGACAUCACACCUUGCUAUUUUGUACUUUUCCCCCCAGUGUCACCUGAAUUAAAAGAUAAAAGUAUUAAAAUGCUGAGUGAUUAUGCCCUUUAA
This is a messenger RNA of Colossoma macropomum (tambaqui), 1395 nucleotides long. RefSeq names its product telomerase RNA component interacting RNase (gene trir). Lineage: Eukaryota; Metazoa; Chordata; Actinopteri; Characiformes; Serrasalmidae. Gene Ontology annotation, molecular function: 5'-3' exonuclease activity; 3'-5' exonuclease activity. Bases 538 to 990 code for a protein of 150 amino acids. The transcript has 3 exons. The record is from RefSeq and is a predicted model, not a curated record.